Engraulis encrasicolus (European anchovy) is the source of this 933-nucleotide messenger RNA. RefSeq names its product methionine sulfoxide reductase B2 (gene msrb2). The coding region runs from base 154 to 702 and encodes 182 amino acids. The transcript has 5 exons. Gene Ontology annotation, biological process: protein repair; response to oxidative stress. The record is from RefSeq and is a predicted model, not a curated record. Lineage: Eukaryota; Metazoa; Chordata; Actinopteri; Clupeiformes; Engraulidae. Gene Ontology annotation, cellular component: cytoplasm. Gene Ontology annotation, molecular function: peptide-methionine (R)-S-oxide reductase activity.
UAGGUUUUGACCAGUCCUUACCACACGCUGGCGGUACGGGGAGAGGGGGGAGCUCCGUCUGAACACCAACACCUCGUUUUAAGUGCAACCGUGCGCACCACAAGGCUAUUUUUCUGGUAACAUCGUUUGGCGUAUAGAACUGUGCAGCACACCAUGUCACGUUUUCUUCUUCGUAUUCCCUGUAUUUUGCUCACCAGAGGAGCUACCUCAACCACCAAACCAGUAUUAUCACACAAGGGAGCUGCUCUUUUUCGUCCUAUUCACACAUGUUCAGGUUUGCGGUCUCUAACCCGCUAUGAUGAGAGCACAGACUGGCAGAAGAAGCUGUCCCCAGAGCAGUAUGUGGUGACCCGGGAGAAGGGCACUGAAGUGCCGUUCAGUGGAGUGUACCUGAACCAUAAUGAAGCUGGCAUGUACCACUGUGUGUGCUGCGACUCACCCCUCUUCAGCUCAGAGUCCAAGUAUGACUCGGGGACGGGCUGGCCGUCCUUCAAGCAUGCCCACGGCGCAUGGGAGCGGGACGAGAGCCACGCCAGCAUCAUCCGUCGCCCCGACAACUCCCUGGGCCAUUCGGCAACGGAGGUGCUCUGCAAACACUGCGACGCCCACCUUGGUCACGUGUUUGAAGACGGCCCAGAGCCCACCGGAGAGAGGUUCUGCAUCAACAGUGUGGCUCUAAACUUUAAACCCAAGGCAAAGUAAUGGACACCAUCGACCAAUACAAGCAAGCAAAAUAAGCUCCAAAAAUGUUUUCAAACAUGUCUCAGCCUGUGUGUUGAGUGUUCGUGUCUGUAUGUGAAGCUAACUGAAAGCAUUUUAACAAGGUAGUUUUACUGUUCUUUGUGUGAUUCUUUCUGAGAGAUGGUUAAUUUUUCAAUAACAUGUCAAUACUAUUGGGAUGAUGUCAAUAAAGGUUGUGUUUUAUCUUUUAAA